AUGUCGCAUCACCACCGCGCAGACGAGAAGGCGAGGAAGCUGGCGAGGAAGCUGGAGUCCCAUGAUUUCACGAACGAGGAUGGCGACGAGUAUGGGGCGUCGGAGUUUGGGGGGUUGAAAGACCCCGCCACUUCCCCCCGCCUCUUCCACAACCUCACCAUCCACAUCACCGGCCACACCGUGCCCCCCGCCCGGGAACUUAGAACCCUAAUCACCACCCACGGCGGCCUCUUCGCGCCGCACCUCGACGGCAAGACCACCGUCACACACAUCGUGGCCGCCAACCUGCCGCACAAGAAGCGGCAGGAGCUGGCAAGGUACCGCGUGGUGAGGCCCGAGUGGAUCGUGGAUAGUGUGGCCGCGGGCAAGGUGCGGCCGUGGGGCGAGUAUCGGCUGCUGGAGACGCCGGGGCAAGCGAAGUUGGCGGUUGGGAGUCCGAGUGGUAGUGGUAGUGCUGGGGCGGCGAGUCAGAAGACAGAUGGGGCCGCUGGUGUGAAACGAGAGGCCGGGUGGCCGGCGAGCUCGUUGUCAAGAAGUAUGACGAUCCCCGCCUCCGACGGCGAAGAAGAGCUCGACUCCGACGUCGACGAAGAAGCACCACUCCCACCCCCAAACACCGCCAUUCCAAACCCCAUCCCCGCCACCGGCACACCCACGCCCGCCGCCUCCACACCCAAACACGCCCCCAUCUCCACCAUCAACGGCACGCCCCUCUGGUCCGCCGACAGCAUCAUCGGGCGCCGCACGCACCGGCGCCAGACGCAAUACUGGAUCCGCUGGACCGGCUACCCCGACGCCGAGGCCACCUGGGAGUCCGAGCGGUACCUCCUGCGCGACAUCGGCAAAGCGGGGCUAGCGGAGCUGGUGCAGGAGUGGCGCGGGAAGCCGCAGCGGCGGGUUGGCCGCGCGGAGGUGCUGCGCGAGGUGCAGAGGGAGGUGCUGAUGGCGUUUACGGUGGCCCGGGAGGGGUUUCCGAGGGACUAUGGGGUGGGGGAGGUGGACGCGGCGUUCGCGGGGGAGGAGGGGGUGGUGAAGUCGGAGCCGGAGCUGGCGCCGGAAAAGACAGCUCCAGAAGAGCCGGAAAAGACAGCCCCAGAAGAGCUACCCGAAGACCCGUACCGCGAGAUACGCGAUAGCCUCUCGCCGCACAACCUCAUGUCCAAAGAAGACGAGCUCGCGCUCCUCCAGGGCUCCAUCUUCAGCGACGGCAGCCUCUCCGCCGCCCAAGAGCCGGCCACAGACGGCACUCCCACGCCCUGGCAGAACCCGGUAGCCUCGGACACGCCGUCGGUGCCGAACAAGAGCUCGCCUGCUGCCUUUGUACAUCUGCAGUCGUCUAUACCGCCCUUCAGCGGCGCCAAUGUAGUGCCAGCGGCCACGCCAACGCCCGCAGCGGCGGUCGAGAAGGCCGCAGAAACACCAACCCAGAGCUCCGGGUCCGUGCAGGUGUCGCGGAGCUUCGACUACGGGUCGCCGGUCGACUUUGGGGCGCUGGUUUCUGGGCAGGAGGCGUUGGGGGCGGUGUCGGAAGAGGCGUCGGAAGAGGAGGGUGUGCCGGUGAGUUUCGAUUUUGGCACGCCGGUGGACUUUGGGGAUGGGGAUGUCGGGGUGCUUACGCAGGCGGAUCCGGUGGCUGAGGUUAUGAGUGGGGAUGUGGUGAUGAGUGGGGAUGUGGUGAGUGGGGAUGUUGUAGGUGGGUGGAUUGAGGAUCUGAUAGGGAAGGAGAGUAUGCCUGAGGAGAUGACUGAGGAUCUGAUAGUGAAGGAGAGUAUGCCUGAUGAAAUCGUGGAUUUGGUGAGUGAGGAGGAGGAGAGUACUCCCCGUAAUACAGAUUCUGUUGAAAUUGUGGACGAAGCUGUAGCUGGUGAGAUUGAGGGUGUUUUUACUGCAGACUAUGAUGAGUCCCCCGGUGAUAUACAGAUGUCGCAGGCGGAGUUCCUGACGCCCAGAGAGGAGCUCGAGGAGUAUGACGCCCGUAUAUACGACGACCCCGAUGCCUCGCCUUCGCAUUCCGCAGCUGUAGGGUCUCCUGAGCGGGAGUUAUCAGAGCAUCUAUCACCAGAUCAGAACUCUCCCAGUAUCCCCGGGCCCGAAGAAGAACCCGAUAUCUCAGAACCCGAAGAAGAGCAAGAAGUAGAUGUAGAGCCACCGCCCGGCCAGGCCACAAAAGAUUCCUCCCCCCAGCAGCCCUCCCAGGAGCUCAUGGCCGCGUUCCUCUCCAAGCCCGGAAUCCGCUCGCAGACGGUCCUCGACCCAAAUUUCCUACACAGCUACUUCUCGCACAGCCGUCUGCACCAUCUAAGUACCUGGAAAUCCAAAAUCCGCCUCGACCUCGCCCCGCACCUCCACACGCUCACUCCCAAGAAGCAGCGGCCACGCCACUACAUCCUGCACGCCGACCUCGACAGCUUCUUCGCCUCCGUCUCCCUCCUCACCCGGCCCGACCUCUGCACCAAGCCCGUCGCCAUCGCGCACGGCGCGCACGACAGCACCGGCGGCUCCGAGAUCGCCGCCUGCAACUACCCCGCGCGGUCCUUCGGGCUCAAGGCCGGCAUGUGGCUGUCGCGCGCCAAGGCGCUGUGCCCCGAGCUCACCGUGCUGCGGUACGAGUUCGCCAAGUACGAGGAGGCAAGCCGCGCGUUCUACGGGGUUGCGAAGCGCGUGGGUGCGGAGCGGAUACACGCGGGCAGUGUGGACGAGGUGCUGCUGGACGUGAGUAAUCUCGUGUGCGACGUCGGGUUAGGGAGCGUCGCGGAGGAGGAGGAGGAGCACCGGGCGCUGCAGAUCGCGGAGGGGGUGCGGCGGGAUGUGCGGGCCGCGACGGGGGGGCUGGAGGUGUCGGUCGGCAUCGGGGGGAACAUUCUCCUCGCGGGGCUGGCGCUGCGGCGGGCGAAGCCGGCGGGGGUGUAUCUUGUGCGUGCUGCGGAGGUUGCGGCAUUCCUGGACGGGGUGGAGGUCGGGGAGCUGCCGGGCGUGGGGCCGAGCGUGGUGGGGCGGGUUGUGGGCGCGGUGGGGACGGGGCGGGUGGCCGAGAUCAGGGCCGUGCCGAGGGAGCGGCUGAGCGCCGUGCUGGGGGAGAAGACGGGGCUGAUGCUGUGGCAGUAUUGCCGUGGCGUGGACGGGCGCGUUGUGGGCGAGGUGGCGGUGCGGAAGAGCCUGUCGGUGGAUGUCAACUGGGGCGUCCGCUUCGAGACCCCCGCCCAGUCAGAGCACUUCCUGCACCAACUCUCCGCCGAGGUCUCUGCCCGCCUCCACUCGGAGCGCCUGCACGGCCGCCACCUCGCCCUCACAAUCAAGCAGCGCUCCCCCCACGCACCCUUCAAGCCCGCCAAGCACCUCGGCCACGGCGAGUGCACCACCCUCUCCCGCAGUACGCUCCUCCCCGCGCCCACCGCCUCCGCCCCCACAAUCGGCAACGCCGCCAUCGCGAUGCUCCGCGCCAUGAAGAUACCCGCCUGGGAGCUGCGCGGGCUAGGGCUCACUCUGACGAAGCUGCAGGCUGUGGGCACGGGUGCGGGUGCGGGGGGCGGGCAGGGGCUGCUAAAGUUCGCCAAAGCCGAGCCGGCGCCGUCGAAGAACGAGGCGAAGGCGGUGAAUGUACCGCCGUGGGACCGCCCGCUGCCGAAAGCGUAUAGCCGCCCGAAGCCGGCGUCGCUGCUGGAUACAUUCCUCAAGAAGCCAGCAAAGACGCCAACCCAGCCCGAGCCCCAGCCCGAGCCGGCGACGCCCGGCUCGCAGUCGCAGUUCGAGAUACCGGAAGAUAUCGACGAGUCUGUGAUCCCGUUCCUGCCGGCGUCGCUGCAGGCGCGGAUCCGCGAGAAGCAGCGCCUCCAGGCCCUGCAGAACCAGGCCCAAGCCGCAGCAGAACCCGCAGAGGCGGAGCAGGAGGAGGAAGAGAAAGAGGAUGGGGAUGGGGAUCCAUUAAGCCAGCCGCCCAACUCGCAGGACGACAUCACAGUGUGGCGCGCCCUCCCCGCCGACAUCCGCGCAUUGCUCCGCUCCGAACACGUCGCGGAACAGGCCCGUCUCUCUGCCGCCACCUCCGCCGUUGCAUCUGCAAACCCCUCACCGCGCAAAGAGAAAGAAAAAGAGCGCGAAAAAGAAAAGGAGAAACGCCAAACGCACCUCCCACACACACCCCGCAAGCCCCACCUCCCCCGCCUCCCCUGGGAGCGCUCCACACCCACGCCUUCUCCCGCCACCACACCCAGUAGAAACCACCCAGCAGCAAUCGCAGGCCCCUCCCACAACCCCAACCCGCACCCGCACCCGCACGGCCCCAUCCUCGACGCCCGCGGCACCGACGUCUCCCCAUGGCUCUUCACCACGGGCGGCAUCUCCCCCUCCUACUUCCACGCGCUGCCCCCGCCCGACCAGCAACACACCAUCGCCAUCGCCACGCGCACCCACAACGCCCAUCUGGCCACUCAAGCCGCGCGGUCACGUCGCGCCGCGGCCUCCGCGCUGCGCCUGGCCGGGGCGCUGCGGCUGGAACCGCGGCCGCGGGUCGAGGUGCUGGACGACGGGACGCGCGUGGGGACGCUGGAGGAGGUGAAGGAGUUUGCGCGGCGGGUGGUGGCGGGGCGGGAUGUGGAGGGGGUGAGGGUGCUGGGGGAGGUGUUGGGGGGGAUGGCGGCGGAGGGGGCGGUGGCGGAUGUGGAGGAGGUUGUGAGGCUUGUGGGGGUGUUGGCGGGGGAGGAGGGGGGGUGGGAGGGGAUUGUGGGGAGGUUGGAGGGGGUUGUGGGGGGCCGGUUGGGGGGUGUGUAG
Molecule: messenger RNA, 4767 nt
Organism: Morchella sextelata
Lineage: Eukaryota; Fungi; Ascomycota; Pezizomycetes; Pezizales; Morchellaceae
Exons: 5
Coding region: 1-4767 (1588 amino acids)
Biological process (GO): error-free translesion synthesis; error-prone translesion synthesis
Cellular component (GO): nucleus
Molecular function (GO): damaged DNA binding; DNA-directed DNA polymerase activity; deoxycytidyl transferase activity
Source: RefSeq, a predicted model, not a curated record